UCAUUAUUUAAGUAUAUUAAUUGAUUACAUAAGUUGUUUUCACAAAUUUUCAAAGUUUACACCUCGAAAACCGUUUGAGUCUUUAUUGCAACAUUGGGCCAUAACCUAGAAAACUCUCGAUUCCGCAUUGUGUCUUUAAUGCAACAGUGGGCCAAAACCUGAAAAUCUGUUAGUAUAUUUUUUGCAACAUUGGGCCAUAAUGGCUGGGUAUAAACUUAGUUUUCAAGGUACAUAUUUGUUUCCAAAUAAGCAUAAUUCAUUACAAAAGAGUCUCGAAGAUUUAUGCUAUUGUAAAACUAAAAACCUAUAUUUGUAAUUAGAGAUGAAUCGAUCAAGGAGGGAUCCUCGUCCUCCGGUUUAUCUCACGAGUGAAGAAAUAGAGGAAUGCUGUAUGCUGCCACCUGAUUCGAGUGACGAUGAUAGUGCAGACGACAGUGACGUCGACCCAGAUUACGACCCAGACCUUGCCCACACAAACCGACUGGAAAGAUUUAUGCAAUCUAAAUACAAUAAUGACGAAGAAAUGAACUCCGAAGAAGACAACUUAGCAGAAAUUCGAAAUGAAACCUCAAGUCAAGCAGAAGAGGAAGAACCGUCUACUUCUACGCAGGCACCAAGGAAGACCAACAAAGAUAAGCCUCCACCCCCACUUUGGACAAAUGUGGAUGCUGCCGAAAGUGUAAGAGAGCCUGUUAUCUGGAAAGACACACUUCCUGAAAGUACUGUGCGUGCCUCUCCUAUAGAAUACUUUAAAGAAUUUUUUGACAACUCAAUUCUUGAUAGAAUUGUAGAUCAGUCAAAUUUAUUUGCAAUUCAAAAAAAUCCUAACAAGCCAUUGAACUUGAACAGGAAUGAACUCGAACAAUAUAUUGGUAUUUGUUUUGCAAUGUCAAUUUUUGGCCUUCCCAGGGCAAGGAUGUAUUGGGCAAGUUUGACAAGAGUCCCAAAAGUAGCAGAUGUUAUGGGUCGAAAUCGUUGGAUUGAAAUAAAAAAUAACUUGCAUUUGAAUGACAACACGAACUACAAUCCAAAUGAUCCUGAGCGUGACAGACUUUACAAAAUUCGUCCCAUGGUUGAUCAUUUAAAGGAAAAAUUCAAAAUGAUUUCCAAGGAACAGCACUUAUGUGUUGAUGAACAGAUUGUUCCUUAUAAGGGGAACUCAAAACUUCGACAAUACAAUCCAAAAAAACCUAAAAAAUGGGGUUAUAAAAUCUUUGCUUUGUGUGAUACAAAAGGACUUGUAUAUAACUUUGAAAUUUACUGUGGGAAAAUUCAGCCAGUUCCUGGUUUUCCUGAUCUUGGGGCGAGCUCAAAUAUAGUUCUGAAAAUGGCCAACACCAUUCCAAGGGAGAAAGAUUACCUACUUUUCUUUGACAACUGGUUUUCUUCAUUGCCACUGUUUUUUGAACUUUCUAAGCUAGGCAUUGGUGGAUUAUCUACCAUAAGGACUGGUCGGUUUCCGGGAUUAAACUUUCCCAAAGAUAAAGAAAUGAAAGCACAAGGAAGAGGAUCAUUUGAAGAAAAGAAACAUGAAAAAGAUGACAUUGAGGUGAGAGCAAUCAAAUGGUUUGACAACAGAGGAGUAACCUUAGUUUCGACUUUUGAAAGUGCGCUUCCAUUGACAGAAGUUAAGAGAUAUGAUAGAAAAUCAUCAAAGGAAAUUUUUGUUCCAUGCCCGAAAGCUGUAGUAACUUACAACAAAUUUAAGGGAGGUGUAGACCUCUUGGAUGGCUUGAUUGCAUACUACAGAAUAAAAAUAAAAUCCAAGAAAUGGUACCUAAAGUUUUUAUUCCACUUCAUGGAUCUCACACUCGUAAACUCAUGGCUUGUUUACCGAAGAAGUUGCAAAGAGCAAAAAUUAACUAAAAAAGACAUAAUGGACUUAUUGGAUUUCAAAUCAAGUGUGGCCGAGAGUCUUCUAAAACAAAGGAAGAACACAGAAAAGAAAAGAGGAAGACCAUCUGCAGAUCAGAUUGAUAUGCAAUACAAUCUAAAGAAGAAACGUGGCCCAGCCAAACCAAUUCCAGAGCCCACUACUAGAAGAGAUGAGACAUCACACUGGCCUCAAAUCACAGAGGACCGACAACGUUGCAAAAACCCACAAUGCAAAGGAAUAACUGUGGUGAAGUGCAUCAAGUGCAGUGUUCAUCUCUGCUUGACAAAAGCUCGCAAUUGCUUCACCGCAUUUCACACAUGAGCUUAACCAUAUCUGGUUUAUGCCUAAACUUAUUUUAUUAUGUUUGUGUACUCUACUAGAGUGUUUUUAUUAGCAAGUUUCUAAAAACUGUUAAUAUAUUACCCUGACAAUGAAAACUUUCAUGUAAAUAAACAUUAUUCUAUUAUAACCCACUGUUUCAUUUUUGUUACAUACCCAUUUUGAGCUUAUUUUACAUUAUGCCCAAUGUUGCUAAUUUGCAACAAACCUUAAACAACCCCUAAAUAUACAAAUAAAAAUUUAAAAAAAAUA
Molecule: messenger RNA, 2467 nt
Organism: Homalodisca vitripennis (glassy-winged sharpshooter)
Lineage: Eukaryota; Metazoa; Arthropoda; Insecta; Hemiptera; Cicadellidae
Product: piggyBac transposable element-derived protein 3-like
Exons: 2
Coding region: 323-2197 (624 amino acids)
Source: RefSeq, a predicted model, not a curated record